AAUUUGAUAUGAAAGAAACAAAAACACAAAAAAUCUUGAUUCUCUUGUCAUUAUUGCAUAUUGUUUGGUUCCAUGAAUCAACUUUAAUAUAAAAUCAAAAUAAGUUUUAUAGUUUUAUUACAUAAUUUUUAAGGCCCAAGCCCAACUCAAGCCCAAUUUACAAACCGAAACGAAACGAUUAUAAUUUAUAGAUAAUGGCCCAUGAAAAUCACACGUGUCAAAUUCUUACAAAGGUUUCGACAAAAACAGUUAUGGCGGCGGUUACAACAGUACGACUUUCGCCGCCAUUUUCAGUGUCACUCCCACCAAUUCUCCGACGUACUCAAAUCCGAAAAAUCUCCACCUCAAUCCGUUUCACCAUGGAUUCUCAGACCAACCACCCCAAACGAAUCGUCGUAUGCGGCGGCGGAGUCAUCGGAGUAUGCACAGCUUACUUCCUAGCCAAAAACGGCGCCGCCGUAACCCUCGUCGAGAAAUCCUCAAUAGCCGGCGCCGCCUCAGGUAAAGCCGGAGGAUUUCUCGCCCUCGACUGGUGCGACGGCGGACCCGUCUCUUCUCUCGCCCGAGCUAGCUUCAAUCUCCACCGUUCGCUCUCCGAAGAACUCGAUGGCCCCAAAUCGUACGGAUACAGAACCCUAGACACUCUCAGUCUCACUAUCUCCGAAACCCUAAACGAAAAUCCUCCCUCCUCCGGUUCUCGAUCCUCCAAAUUACCGUCGUGGAUCGACGGGAGUACAGCUCGGAGCCCAAGAACGAUUGGGACAGUGGAAACCACGGCUCAGGUUCAUCCCCAACUCUUCGCGAGGACAUUGAUUUCGAAAGCGGUGGAGAGUUACGGCGUUGAGAUUGUGAUUGGGAAGGUAGAACGAGUUGAGUUGGAGGAGAAGGAAGAAGGACGAGUUAACUCGGUGGUUCUUGAAGGUGGAAGAGUGAUUGAGUCGAACGCCGUCGUUUUGGCACUCGGACCAUGGAGUGGGAAAUUUGAGCUUUUAUCUUGUUUGUUUAGGGUUUCUGGUUUGAAAGCUCAUAGCAUUGUUUUGGAGCCUAAAGAGCCUGGUUUGAUAACUCCUCAUGCUCUUUUCUUAAGCUAUUAUCCUUCUAAUGGUGGAAAGCCAUUGGACCCAGAAGUUUAUCCUCGUCCAACAGGGGAGGUGUACAUAUGUGGAAUGUCAGCAGAGGAGGAUGUUCCCGAAGACCCGGAACAGAUCAUAGGCAAACCUGAAUCGAUACAGGCACUUAAGCGAGUGGCCAGCAGUGUUUCGAGUCAUCUAAGGGAAGGAGAGGCCCGAGUGAAAGCUGAGCAAGCUUGCUUUCUCCCAUGCACAGACGACGGACUCCCCAUAAUUGGGGAGUUGCCUGGGAUCAACGGUUGCUACGUUGCCACGGGACAUAGUUGUUGGGGAAUUCUGAAUGGUCCAGCCACUGGUGCAGCCAUGGCCGAGCUUGUGCUUAAAGGGCGUGCUGCCAUUGUUGAUCUCAGUCCAUUUAACCCGGCCAGGUUUGUAAAACGGACUAAGCGUUAAGGACUCAUAAAUUGGAUUAAUUUUUAAGCGUAUUAAAUAAUCAAUCAUGUUUAUUGCAAGAUUAAUUUCUUUAAUCAGUCCAUUCAACAAAUUUUUGCAUUAUAUUCGCGUUGCUCAGGACAGGUAAUGAUUUUGAUUUAACACGUUAUAUGAUUUUUGUACCAAAGUAGGCGAUAAUUUAUUUUGUAGUAACCUAAGUGUUGUUAAUCUAUUCAGGUUAUAAAUUUUAACAAAUCUAUUCUGUAUUUUUCAUCAAAUACUCCUGAGGAAACAAAGAAACUCUUUGCAGAAGCAUUGAAUAUGAGAAUAACAGAGGCUAUAGAAAAGUAUUUGGGUCUCCCCAUGAUAGGAGGGAAAAACAAAAAUGCUAUUUUCAGACCAAUUAAGGAUAAAAUAUGGAAAAAGCUAAAUGAAUAUCAAGCCAAACUAUUCUCACAAGGGGGUAAAGAGAUCCUAGUGAAAGCAGUAGUCCAAGCAAUGCCUACUUAUCAAAUGGCAUGCUUUAAAAUUCCGGAAGGCAUUGGAGAAGAGAUAGAAAGAUUAAUAGCACGUUAUUGGUGGGGCUCAGUUGAUAAUAAGCAAAAAGUCCAUUGGAGGGCCUGGCAUAAGAUUUGUAAACCAAAGACUGAUGGCGGUUUGGGUUUUAGACGUUUUAGUCAGUAUAAUCAAGCUCUUUUGGCCAAGCAAGCAUGGCGCAUAUUAAUGAACCCAUCAUCAAUUCUGGCACAAGUUAUGAAAGCAAGAUAUUUUAGAUUAUCUAACAUCCUAGAGGCAGACAAGGGUUCCUAUCCCUCAUCAACGUGGCAAGGAAUCUUAUGGGGAAGAGAUCUAUUAUUAAAAGGGCUACGACGAAGUAUUGGCAAUGGUAUGAAUACUAGGACCUUUAGAGAUCCUUGGUUGCCCAGACCUCCUUCGUUUAUUCCAAGUUCGCGCCCUGCGUAUGAGGUGGCAAGAGUGUCAGAUAUUAUAGAGUCUCCAGGAAAAUGGAAUAAUGAGGUAGUCAAUCAAUAUUUCAAUAUAGCUGACGCAAAUUGUAUUCUUUCCAUACCAUUAAGCUUGUUUAAUCAUGAGGACUCAUGGUUCUGGCACUAUACAAAUCAUGGUAGUUACUCUGUGGGGAGUGGGUACAAUCUUGCAAUGACUGUAGAUAAGUUUCAACCUUCUUCUGCUAGUGAUGUGUUCUCAUUGUGGUGGAAACAAUUCUGGGGGUUGAAAAUCCCAAGGAAAAUUUUACAUUUUGCGUGGAGGGGUUACCAAGAGAUUCUACCAACGCGAAAUGGAUUGUUUAGACGAAAUAUCGCAUCUAGCACCUCUUGCCAGUUAUGUGGGUUUGGAGGAGAGUCGAAUGCUCAUGCAAUUUUCUGGUGUCCUGUUGCACAAGGCAUUUGGAAUCUUAUGGAAUUCUCUUUUCUACAUGAAGUAAAAGAAGAGAUUGAUUUUAAGAAUGUUUUACUUUAUGCUUCUGAGGUAGUGGACAGAGAAGCUUUUGCAAAAUUCAUUAUCUGUUCGUGGGCAAUAUGGACUGAAAGGAAUAAGAUUACUCAUGGUCAACAAAUAAGACAACCACAGUUUGUGGUUGAGUGGAUAAGUAGUUAUUACGAGUCGAUACUUUUAAUGAAGGAGGGCCCCAAAAAAAGCUCCCAAGCUAAUGGAAGAAAUAGGGAAGCGUCAGCUGGAAGUUCUACAAGUGCUCAAGAACAGAGGUUAUACUCUAAACUUAUGGUGGAUGCAGCUGUAUUGAGCACCACGAGUAUAGUUGGAUUAGGUGCGGUGGUAUUCUCAGAAGAUAAUAGAGUUCACGCAGCGUUAAGUAAACCACUCAAAGGUUAGUCAUAUUAGGUAUUUUAAAUAUUAUUUUGUUACGAACUUUAUUAGUGUUAUAAUUCCAAAAGAAAUGUUGAUCGUUCAGGUAUGGGUGAAUAAUAAAGAUCUUGUAAUUUCUAGAUUUCAAAUAGGAAUAAUUAGGUCUAGGAAGGAAUAACAAAGCAAAGGUGAUUACGAAGCAAAAUACAUAAGUUAAGUUACAACUAGCCAAAGGGUCUCCCUUUGGCUAGUUAAAGUAAAUCAUAGGGGGACGUAGUUAAUUUUUUGGAUUUAAGUGUUCAAUCAGAUUGGUAAUUUUCUAAUUACAAUUUUGUGGUCUGAUGUUGUUUCAGGUGGAAUUUCAGUGUUACAAGCUGAAACGUUAGCCCUGUUGGUUGGUCUUAAUUGGGCUCAUGUGUGUGGUCUUCAAAUUCAUGCAGUUUAUUCUGAUUCGUUAGCUUUGGUGACGGCCAUUAACAAAGGGAAGAAGUAUUUCAACGAGCUAGGAGCAUUGUUUGAAGAUGUUAUAGCUUUAUUGUCUAAAUUCCCGGGGGCAGUUUUGUCCCAUGUGGCUCGCUCUGAGAAUUUAGCGGCCCAUGGCUUGGCAAAGCAUGCUCUGCGGUUAGACGAUGAGCUAUCCUGGUUCGAGGAGGUCCCAGCGCCGGUGGCGGACGUGAGCGUCGUAAAUUCAUGAGUGAUUUUAAUUACUUUGUCAAAAAAAAAAAAAAAAAAAGUGUAACAAAAUUUGACAGUAUAACUAUUGUACAUUGUGAAUAAUUCAUAAUUAUUUUUAAUUAGCUGAACAAUUGUGAGGGCAUAAUUAUACUUAUGACAAACAAAAA
Cannabis sativa is the source of this 4168-nucleotide messenger RNA. RefSeq names its product putative oxidoreductase C1F5.03c. The record is from RefSeq and is a predicted model, not a curated record. Gene Ontology annotation, cellular component: cytoplasm. The transcript is spliced from 2 exons. Gene Ontology annotation, molecular function: oxidoreductase activity. Lineage: Eukaryota; Viridiplantae; Streptophyta; Magnoliopsida; Rosales; Cannabaceae. The coding region runs from base 195 to 1523 and encodes 442 amino acids.